AUGUCUCGACUGUUCCAGAAGAAGGAUGAAGGAUCCCACAGUCAGAGGGACUGUGAUGCCCUGUCUCUGGAAUCCAAAAGUGGCAUCGCAUUUUUAUCGUUCAAAGCCGUGCCAGCGCCUAGGAAGGAAGAGGAGAAGCUGUGCAUCUCGUUGCCGAAUCUUUCCUUCAUGCCUUUGCCAAUCAAGGUUCCUUGCUCAGCUCCUAUCGCCGUUGCUACGGAAGAAGACAAUCACAGCAGUGGAUUGAACUCGAAGAUGGCUUCAGGCGACGAUCCUCCUUGUAAAUCAUUUGCCUCAAAGUUCCGCCAAAAGCAGAUUACUACUAGCAUGCCACAUAGCCUGAUGAAGGAUGAUUUUGUACGAGCUCGAGAAAGCCGCCAUUCCACUAGCGAGGGAUCAUCUUCAGGAUCAGCCCACACUUUAAAGUAUCAUACUUGGUCUGAUGUUGUAGGUGGAAGACAGAAGGGGAGGAUAUACGGCUUGGGUUCACAGGGCUAUGCAUAUGAGGGCAGUUCAUCCACCUCAGCAUUUUAUGAUCCAAGUACUGGAGUUGAAGAAACUCCGGUGAAUUACCGACGGUUUACCGACGCAACCCGGCGGUUAAGUAUCCUCACGCCGACCGCCGAAACCGCUGGUAAGCCUUCGUUGCAGGACCGCCGGUACGCCGUCGGUAUCUUGACCGGCGGUACGUCGGCCGGAAAACCGCCAGCACAAAAGCAAUGGAAUAACCGGCGGUUUAAGCCGCCGGAACGCCGUUGGCGAAUUAAGCCGUCGAAAACAAAGAAUUGCGACCUUGACGUAUUGCGAGUACUAGGUUCAGGAACCUUUGGAGCAGUCUAUCAUGGUAAAUGGAGAGGAGCUGAUGUUGCCAUAAAGAAUAUCCAAUAUAUAUAUUUUGCUGGAAAAUCUUGGAUACGAGAACGGACAGUAUCUGACUUUUAAGAUGAAAUGUUCAUUCUUACUAAUUUGCACCACUCAAAUAUUAUAGCAUUUUAUGGUAUUGUUUGGGAUGGCCCUGAGGGAUCUUUUGCAACCAUCACUAAAUAUAUGGUUGACGGUUCACCACGAAGUGCACUUAUAAACUAUAGUGAGUUUCUUGAUAAAAGGAAACGACUAUUAAUUGCCAUAGAUGUGGGUUUUGAGAUGGAAUAUCUACACGAUCAAAAUAUUAUUCUUUUUUAUUUGAAAAGUGACAACUUGCUUGUUAACUUGAGGGAUCCUAAUCGACCAAUAUGCGAGGUCGGUGAUUUUGGCCUUUCAAAAGUUAAGUGUAGCACCUUAAUAUCAUGUGUCAAUGCAUGUGGAACAAUCCCUUGGAUGACACCUUAGCUUAUGAAUGGAAGAAGAUUUUGUCUCCGAAAAGCUGAUACUGUGAUGUGGGAGCUUCUUAUGGGCAAAGAGUCAUAUGCUAGCAUACCUGAUGAAGCAAUUAUAUUGUAG
This is a messenger RNA of Dendrobium catenatum, 1440 nucleotides long. RefSeq names its product cytoplasmic tyrosine-protein kinase BMX-like. The record is from RefSeq and is a predicted model, not a curated record. NCBI's taxonomy places the organism in Eukaryota, Viridiplantae, Streptophyta, Magnoliopsida, Asparagales, Orchidaceae. Gene Ontology annotation, biological process: protein phosphorylation; signal transduction. Gene Ontology annotation, cellular component: cytoplasm. The transcript has 10 exons. Gene Ontology annotation, molecular function: protein kinase activity; ATP binding.